GUACUUGCAGACGAGGACUAUACAUGUCAGCACCACCACGACGUAGAUGGCGAACAGGGUGAGGAAAUCCAUGUCGCACCUGGCAGCGUCAGAGACACAAAACAACAGGUGUUUAAGGUGGAAACUCACAACGAACAGUCCACACAAUGCAAAGAGGCAUCACAAGACACCUGUUGGAUCUGGUUGCUGACAUGGCCCGACACUCAUAUUACGACUCACAGUGCUGGAGAGCGGAGCAUUACUCAGGAGCUCUGCACGCACAUCCAUGGAUGCACUUUAGAAAGUCCUCAGCAUGCCGUCGUCCAAUCAGGGCUGGCCCGAUGAGUUCGGCUUCCAGCUGGGUGGGACCGGACCCAGCUACAUCCUGUCCGUGGAGGAGGGCAGCAGUGCACACCUGGCGGGGUUGCAGGCUGGGGACCAGGUCCUGGAGAUCGAGGGUCACAAUGUGUCGACACUGGGUCCUCAGGCUGUCAUCGCCAUCGCCCAGACUCAGAAGAACAUCCCUCCCAGUAUCGGAGUGGUGUCCCGCAUACAGCAGAUGGACAUUAUACCGGGUCCGGAUGGUCGUUACGGGUUCACCAUCGUGGGAGACUGCCCCCUGCUGGUCGAGGACUGCUCGCCUUGCUCUCCAGCCGGCCGUGCAGGUCUGAGGGCCGGGGAUUAUGUCAUGGAGGUCAACGGCAUCCCUGUCAGGCAGCACGAAACGGCCGCCGCGCUGAUCAAGGCCUCCCAGGGGAGGACGCUCCGUUUGGGGGUGCUGUGCCUCGGCUCAAGGCAGAAACACAGCAUCAGCAUAGAAGACAGUCAGAUGGGAGGAGAGGUGGCGAGACUGGACCGUAAACAUAAAGCUCUGGAGUUCAACCGGAAGGUCGAGCAGAUUCUUGGUGACGAGCCUGAAGUGAAAGAGAAACUCUUCAGCGUGCUGAAGCAGUACGCAGCCGAGAAGAGGGUUGAGUGGUUGGCCUCGGUCCUGCCCGACAUACUCACCACUGAUGAGCACCGACAGCUAAUAGCCAGCAUCAGAAUCUUCAUUCCCAAGAAGCACCGGCAGCGCUUCGACGAGGCCGUGUCCCAGAACGUGAUCAACCGACUCUGCCGCAGCAAGAGCAUCAGCGAGCCGCAGGGCAGGAUCCGGCGCAGUCGGAGCGAGGAUCACUCUGAUCGCCGUCACGGGUCCAAACGGGCCAGCUCGGUGCCCAGAGAUGGAGAACCUGGUGGAAGGGGUGACGCUGAGAGAGACAGGAACUCGAGGAAGUCCAUCGCUGGGAUACCUCCGCAUCCCCCCAUCGGACCCAAUCAGAGGAUCGUUCGUGUCUACAGGGGGAAGAAGAACUUCGGCUUCACUCUGCGGGGUCACGCUCCCGUCUGCAUCGACUCCGUCAUCCCAGAUAGUCCUGCUGAAGAAUGUGGACUGAAAACAGGCGACCGUAUCCUCUUUCUCAAUGGACUGGACAUGAGGAACUGUUCCCAUGAGAAGGUGGUGUCCAUGUUGCAGGGCAGUGGGGCGAUGCCUACCCUGGUGGUGGAGGAGGGUCCGUCUGAAUACUCUUCAGACCAAACUGACCCAGAGGAGUCUCCAAGCAUGGCCCCUACAACGUUGCCACGCUCCAGGUCUCCGGCCCUCAGCUCUCUGCAGUGGGUGGCAGAGAUUCUUCCGCCAAGCAUCAAAGUCCACGGACGGACCUUCAGCCAGCAGCUGGAGCACCUGCUGACCAUCCAGGAGAGGUACACGGUCUGCAAGGCCCUGGAGACCUUCUUCCAGCACAGGAAUGUGGACACUCUGAUAGUGGAUGUGUUUCCGGUGUUGGACACUCCAGCCAAACAGCUUAUCUGGCAGUUCAUCCACCAGCUCCUGACCUACGAUGAACAGGAGCGCUGCCAGAGCAAGCUGUCUCGCUUCCUGGGCUGCAAGAGCAGUGCAGCUGCGUUGGAGCCUGAUGUAGGCCCAGAGCACCACCGGCGGAGCAGCUCCAUGCGCGUGACGGGGACGUCGUACCGUAGCUGUGUCCGGGAGAGGAGCUCCGAUGACUGCAUCAUCGGGACCCACCUGGGAAUGGGAAUUCAUGUGGACGAAAAUGGGAGCCCGGAGGAGAGGCAGUCAGGAGAUGGAACCUCCUUCCCCGAGUCCCCUGACCUCAAUCAUAUGACAGGUGUGUACACGGAGCUGGAGAACGUGUACGCAGGGAAGAGUGUGCCGCCGCUGCAGGGCGGCUCCUCGGCAGAGCCCGAGGGCCCGGGACAGACUGAGGCCUACGGGCGCUCUCUCUCCCCGCUCACACUUCCCCCUCUCACAGGUAACCGUAAGUCCGGCCUGACCUUAUCCUGGAAGGAGCCUCUCCCCACUCCCGUGUAUGAGAUCCACCACCAGAGCAGUGUGGACUCCAACCCUUACGUUAGCUUGGAAAGCCCGCCAGCUUCCCCGCAGCCCUCUGACAGCGGCCCCAAUACGCUGACCCGCCGCAAGAAGCUGUUCACCUUCUCCCGCCCGCCUCGCAGCCGGGACACGGACAAGUUCCUGGAUGCUUUGAGCGAGCAGCUGGGGCAUCGGGUCACUCUGGUGGAUGACUUUGUACCCGGGGAGAACGACUAUGAGGAGAUAUAUCAAGGUGGUUGUCAUGGUUUCAGAAGAAGAGGGAUGCCUAUGAGUUUCCAGGAUGACCAGGAUCUGGGCUUCAUGCCCCGCCGGCUCAGCAGUGGCAGCAGCGAGGAUCACAGUAGCAGCGACGAAGCCUCGUCCCCCACUUACUCAUCUGGAUCGGAACACAUCCCACCUCCUCCCACGCAGAGCCCCCCACCUCCCCCGCCUUUCCAGUCUCUCAUACCACCUCCCGCUCAGUUCACUGACACCAUGCCGCCCGUCCGCUUCUCCCCAGAGCACGUCCCACGGAGCCGGAUGCCCUUCCAGCCCCACCACCCCAUCAUCCCUCCUCCCCCGCCCCCUCCAAGGACCAUCCUAUCCAGCCGCUCUCCUCUGCACAAGGUGCUCCCCACCAGAGAAGAAGCAGACAAAACUCACCAGCGCUUUCAGGCCACCUCCACCCGCCUCUCGCACGUCCACACCACCACCCUGGUUUCCACCACCCUGCGCUCCUCCCAACCGUCGCGCUACCUCCCCCGGCAGCUCAGCCAGCCCCAGCCCAUCCUCCAGCCGUCCCCCCAGCCCUCGCCUCAGCCGCUGAGACCGAGCCAGCUUGUCCUCCAGAGGCACCACCAGCUCCACCACCAACACAGCUACCAGGGCCAACUGCCUCCAUCCCUGCAGGAUCACAGCCCAUCCCAGUGUCAGAGCCAAGGCCCCCCGCUGCUCUCCCAGCCUCCAACCACUCACUCCACCCUCCCCACUCACACUAAGACCUAUGAGAGCACACGGCAGGAGCACCAAUCACAACAGGCACAGCCGCCCCCACCUCCACCCCUGCCUCCGCCCUGCGAGCCUCCUCCGCUGCCCAAGUCAGGACCCCACGCCUCGGACGCCAACCACAUGAGCGUGAAGAGGCUGCGCUGGGAGCAGGUGGAGAACUCCGAGGGAACCAUAUGGGGUCAGCUCGGAGAGGAUUCAGAAUACGACAAGCUCACUGAUAUGGUGAAGUAUCUGGACCUCGAUCUGCACUUCGGGACUCAGCGAAGGUCCAUCUCUCCUCCAGAGCCUCCAGCCUUCUUGCCAGAGAACUUUAAAAAGAAAGACGUGGUGGAGAUUCUGUCUCAUAAGAAAGCCUACAACGCCUCCAUCCUCAUCGCCCAUCUGAAGCUCUCCGUCAGCGAGCUGCGUCAGAUCUUGAUGAACAUGACCACCGACAGGCUGGAGCCCGCUCACAUCAAGCAGCUGCUGCUCUACGCCCCCGAUGAGGAGGAGGUGAAACAGUACGAGCAGUUUGACCAGGACCCGGCCAAACUGAGCGAGCCCGACCAGUUCAUCUUCCAGAUGCUGAUGGUGCCCGAGUAUAAGACCCGUCUGCGGAGCCUCCACUUCAAGACGACCCUGCAGGAGAGGACGGAGGAGAUGAAGGUCGCGUAUGAUUACAUCUACAAGGCUUCAGUGGAACUGAAGAGCAGCAAGAAACUGGCCAAAAUCCUGGAGUUUGUACUUGCAAUGGGAAAUUACCUGAACAAUGGUCAGCCCAAGAGCAACAGGACAACCAGUUUUAAGAUCAACUUCCUGACUGAGCUGAGCACAACCAAAACAGUGGAUGGGAAAUCCACCUUUCUCCACAUUCUGGCCAAGUCUCUGUGCCAACACUUCCCUGAGCUGCUCAACUUUUCCAGAGACCUCACAACAGUGUCUCUGGCAGCCAAGGUGAACCAGAGGGCCAUCACAGCAGAGCUGAGUGAUCUUCACACAACCAUUCAGGACAUCCGGACGGCCUGUUUGAAGAUCCCACCCACCUCUGAGGACCAUUUUGCCUCCGUCAUGAGCAGCUUUUUGGAGAACAGCCAUCCCGCGAUCCAGUCUCUGGAGUCCCUGCAGACCCGAGCCAUGGAGGAGUUCUCCAAGGUGGCCUCCUACUUCGGAGAGGACAGCAAGUCCACCAAAACUGAGGCCUUCUUCGGCAUCUUUUCAGACUUCAUCUCCAAGUUUGAGAGAGCUCUCAGCGAGACCCAGACUCCAGACAACCCCAGAAGCCCCAGACUGUCUUCCCCUCUGGCCUGGUAGAAGCAAGAUGUCGGGCCAAAACCGAGAGGCCGGCCGGCUCCACUUUCACUCUGCUCGCCACAACCAAAGUGCCAAGAUCACACACAGAGACACUCGAACCAACAGAGAGAGGAAGAGAGACUGCAUCAUCUAUAGCAAACACAAUGGAAGUACACUGUACCUAUCUGUAGAUCACGACAGUUAAUGAGCGCCCCGUGUGCAGCAUUGCUGUUCUUUCAGGUGCUGGGUAGAGCAGAACAUUCAGGUGUCCACAGGUCAACAGGAACUCACCGCACACUGACGACUCCAACCAGUCUUCACAUUAUUUACAUCUCUUUUUAACACACAGUUCAUGGCAGACAGUAACAAGAUGCACAAGAGGAAACCAUCCACAUAUUUGAUUGCUACGAGAUGUAGAUAAUGAAAACAACUGGUCUGAAUAUUUACAGAUUAAUUACUAUGUUUAAUAUAUGACUAUAUAAAGUUUAUAUUUUCUAUCAGAUCAUAUUUGAAAAAUUGUAAAGAUUAAGCGUAGAUGUAGUCUGAAGACAGCUGUCAGAAAUCGAGGUGAUUCACAAGCGUAGUUUAGUUAAGCGGCCGGCUCAGGCCGGACCGCUCCGAGUGAUCAGACUGUUGACACAGCGGAGCGCUCACUGCUUCCCGUACAGCAGGAUUUGAUUUGAAAAUAGUAGAUAACAACGUCAAGUAUCCACAGUGCUGAUCUAGACUCAUAGAUGUGGUCGUUCUCUAACCAACUGUGAAAUUAUAGGGCACCUAUCAUGGGAAUUCUGAUAAAUAGAAAAAAUAUUUUUAAAAAAAUAUACAGCUGAAGUCAAAGUCAUCUUCACCCAGCAGAUUCACUCUUAUCCUUUGUGGUAGCUAUGGAAGCAAAAGACUGCCAUAAAAAUUGUAAGAUUUUCAUCAGAAUACCGAAUUGUGAAUUUAAACUGCUUCUUAUUCUCAAUAAGAAAAAUAAACAUCUAAAUUACAGUUAAAGUAAUACAAAUUUAUUGUGUGUAAUUUAAAAAAGUUAGUUUAAAAAGUUUAUAAAAUUAUCAACAGAACGUUGAAGAAAACAAACGUUUUGACUGCCAGCCUCGCCAGUCCAAAGCACGUGCUAGCGGUGUAAAGAUAGCCUGAAACAAAUACACCACGGGGCUUUUCACGUUGGAAACCAACUGACUUAAAGGUUCCAUAUGUCGUGUCCAUAUCAACGCUGCGUUAGCCACAUUGCUGCUCGUGAACCAGUAGGUGGUCAUGGUUAACUUUGGCCUCAGCUCCCCAUACAAGUGCAAUCGACGAUGAAGACGUCUUAACAUUUUCUUGGCUGUCUAAAACACGAGGGCAUCCGUGGAAGUUUUGACUCCGCUCACUGCAUCCUAACUGGGCCCGAUCAGAAACAGCCACUGAAUCCUGUCCAGUUAGGCCCGUUGGCAGCACAAGAACUGAGAUUCAGUUUGAGUCCUUUUUGUCGUCAGCCUUUCUUCUGCCUGUUAGGACCUAAUCAAAUCCAAAUGUAUUCGACAGCACACAUUUAUUUGCAAAACAUCACUCAAAUGAACAAUGUUGCACCUUUCACAGUGAGGUAACACUGACUACAUCAGCACAUGGUGCGACUUUGGCUCCAAAAUCAUCCGUUUCAUGAAAUGUGUGGGUGGAAUAGCAAAUCUUUUUUUUUUUUUUCUCCCACAAUUAGAGUCUUACUUGUUGUCAGUGCAGAGGGAUAAAAGGCAGGUUUAAUGUGAAGAGGCUGAAUGAACGAACAUCAAACGCAUGUGGAUAAAAAGAAAAACAUCCGACUGUAAAUGGUCAUUUCCUGCUUCUCUGGUGAUAUCAUGACUCAUCUACAGUACAGUGUACCUGUAGCUGUGUUGUAUUUAUGUCAAUGAAUUAUUGUUGAGAUUGUAAAUUAACUGUUUUUUGCUAUGCACCGCUCAUCACUUUGUAUUAUACGCUUGUGUGUCCACCAACUUCUAAUUUAUUUUCUUAUUCAGGAGUGUCAUCAGGAAACUACCAUGUGAUCUAUUCUCUAUGCGCAGCUUUAGUCAGGCUUACGAGGUGAGUGUUAUCUCGUAAAAAUGCAUUCCUAGCUGCUACUAGUGUGGUAACAGUGUUUUUCUCGUCCAGAUCGAUUGCAUGUUGGUGCAGUUAAUGUAUUAAGAUGUGCAGCUGGUAGCAUUUACCCUCCCUGGAUAUUUAAGUUUGAAAUAAAUACAUUUCUGUUAGUCUUGGUUAGGUUUAUUUAUCGGUUGCCGACAGGUUUCCCUUUUCUAACUGUUUUAUAUGUUUUCAUGGGAAGUUGCUCAUGUUUUUGUGACUGUUUGACCUUUAUGUUUUGUUCAAUGCUUUCAAACGAUGGAUAUGUUUUUGAUCUAUAAAAAUAUCAUGCUUGAAAGUAAAAACCGCCCAAUUCA
Messenger RNA from Acanthopagrus latus (yellowfin seabream), 7044 nucleotides. RefSeq names its product glutamate receptor, ionotropic, delta 2 (Grid2) interacting protein, b (gene grid2ipb). The transcript is spliced from 27 exons. The coding region runs from base 293 to 4651 and encodes 1452 amino acids. Lineage: Eukaryota; Metazoa; Chordata; Actinopteri; Spariformes; Sparidae. The record is from RefSeq and is a predicted model, not a curated record. Gene Ontology annotation, molecular function: protein binding.